Teleopsis dalmanni is the source of this 6397-nucleotide messenger RNA. RefSeq names its product mucin-5AC-like. The record is from RefSeq and is a predicted model, not a curated record. The transcript has 3 exons. Lineage: Eukaryota; Metazoa; Arthropoda; Insecta; Diptera; Diopsidae. The coding region runs from base 263 to 6397 and encodes 2044 amino acids.
AAAUUAGUAGAACUGAAAGUGCUUUAUUAACAUUGAAAAGUGUUACAUUUUUACGCUUAAUUAAUGUUCAUAGAAAUAUCGAACCGCGCUUUAAACUUAUAACUAACUAAGACUAAGGCUAAGAAAUUUUUUCUUACAAUUGAAACCUCAAAAAAUCAGUGACAACCUUGAACGUACGACACUGCACUGCACUGCACAACACUACACAAUUUUGGUGAACCGAUUUGCAAGAAAAAUAAAAUACUCUAUAAAGGAAAAAAAAAUGUCGAACGAAUUGAGCGAAUUAAUCGCGCUAGGCUGCCCCGACCUUACUAGUAAUGGAGGCACUGAAAUUGUUAUGGUUAAUGCUGAACGACGUUUAAGCGUCAAACAGAUGACAGCAACUGACUUUGCUUUAGCGCGCAAAGCUGCAACAUCCAAUGAAUCACCAAAUACCGCAAAUAUAAAGGUAGCUACAACAGCAACGACAAAAGACUUGACGCCUAACACCAGUAGCAGUGUUUCGUUAGAAAAGGCAACACUAUCAUUAAGUGUUUCGCCUACAUCUACAGCAGUGACUGCAAUUACAGCCCAAAAAUUUGCUGCCUCUACGUCUAUAUCACCUAUAGCAACAACACCAUUAUCCCCUAGCCCCACUGAGACAUAUGCAGAGCAAAGUAAAGCACAACAUUUACCCUGCUCUGCACUACGUGAUCGCAUUACAUCACUGCCCAAUGUAUUUGACGAUGGUAUGGCUCAACUUGUGCUAGACACAUUUACCGCUGUUGACUCACAGGCUGCUAAUAUUACUGCUACAAAACCGCAACUAGAACUGCAAUUGCCUGAGAAUUUGCACAAAGGUCAAGAGACCACAACUGUUGAUAAAAUGCAGAACAAAUGUUCUACUUCUAAUUCGUCGAUUGAUGAAUCUGAAACCGCAGAAAAAGCUUCUAUUGCUGAUUCAAUUGAGUUGAUACGCAUGCAACGUAGAGAGCGGCUACUUGCAAAUGAACAUGAACGUGAACGUUCAUAUUCACCACCUCUGCGUGAAAUACAUUAUGAACGAAGUUUGGCACCAGAUCGUCUACAUAGUUCCAGUAUUAGCAGUGUUGGCUCUGGUGCUUCAGCUUGUACUGGUUCUGUCAGUAUUUCAGCCUCAGUAAAUACUAGUAAUAAUGCUAGUCGCCGUAGUAGUAUUGCGAGUAAUUCAAUUGAUGCAACAGCAGUCUCCACUUCAGCAACAGUUAAAGUGCCAGCUGCAAAUGCUUUUCCACUGACCAAAACAUAUUCAACUCCAAAUAUGGAAGCACGUAAAAAUAGCUUAACAGCAGUUUUUCCGCCAGCUAAAGUUGACUUAAUUGAAGAGAGUACAUCAAAUACAUCGAUGACCCCGCCGGAACAAAGUCUAAAGCAGUCACAAAAUACUAUAAAUAAAACAUUUGAGAGAGUAAGAAAAACAAUAUCCAAAUCAAAAUCAAAAUCAAAGUCAAAAUCUCCGGCGACAAAGACUGUACAGAAAUCUGGUCUAACAUUAGCCGAAAUACAUAAAAUUGUUGAGGAUACUAUAAAACGAGAAAUACCUACCGGCAAGAUGGUACAUCGCACCAAAACGCCACCACCAGUUGGAGUUAAACUUGGUGUAAAUUUAAAAAAAGUAUCACCACCAAAAACUACCAUAACAGUUAAGAAAAAUGUUGCGCCAAUGUUGGGUGUUGUUUUGCGUAAGGUUGAAAAGAAGACAGAACCACAAAAAAGUAUACUCGACGAUGAUAAACCAUUGUAUCAUUUGUCUAUAGUACGCAGUGACAACAAGGAGUACAAACCGGCACAGAAACCAAAGCCAAAACCGGCGCCUACAAAUUUACAAAAAUCUGCCACAACUACAGCAAUGCCUACUAAACCAAAUCCUGGUGGUAUACUAACAGGACCUCAAGUUACGGCUAUACGCACCGUGCCGGUUAGUCAACAACAAUUGAAAACUUUACGCCCACAAAUGGGUGUACCAAUUACCAUACAGAAGAUUGAAGGUGAUAAAAUUAUUAUUAUCAAGAAAAUUAUUGUACCUAAAAAUAGCAAAAUACCGGAACAAUAUCUACAGGUUACAAAUAACGCAACAAAAGCUGCAAAUGAAACACCGUCACCAGUUGCUAGCAAUCAGCACACAGCAACGACAAUGUCAAGUAAAGAAUCUGCUUCGCCACAUCAACUUAGUCAAACACCACCACAACAUCAGCAACAACUUUUUAAAAUAAUGUCACCACAAUUCGCUACGGUGUUGUCGUCCAGUAAAGCUGAAACAAAAAGCGGUCUACGUUCACCUAUAUCGUCGCCAUUAGCAAUACGUAAAAAUCGAUCACUGUUACCUGGAAGUCCGAAAUCAACACCACCAUUACCGCGUAAGAACUAUCCACCAUUGUCCUAUAAUGCCAUUACAGGUGCUAUAACUUCACCAAUUGCUAUACCCGCAGUGCCACCUAGAAUGAUGGCUACCAUAACUUCUAGCCCGCCAUCUAGUCUGUCAUUAUCCUCAUCAAACUCAACGCCUUCUACACCCUCAACUUCACCACCACCACCGCUGCCUUGUCGUGCACCAAAACAUAACUCUAGCAGUAAUGUACAACAACUGUUAAAUGCUAGUCCAAAAAUGGUCAGAAAUAAUUCAAGUUAUAAGUAUGGACAUCCAACACAACAGUCUUUUACACCUCGGAGCACGACCAAACUACCAACUGUGAAUGCUCAAAAUAAUCAAAAUAGUAACAAAAUGCCGGUAAUUACAACGCAGCCGCUGUCUGAAAUUGAUCUUGAUAAACUCAUUGCCCAACAGAAGGAAUUAGAUGAAAUUAAUGCCACAGCUGCACAUAAUUCCAAAAUGGAUGCUAAUCUUUACGAUGCCGAAAUUGAAAUGAUGAAUAAAUAUUUGAAGAGUUUGCCAGACUACAGUGAAAUCGAUAAGAAAAUACAUCAAGAAUUCAAAGAAUGUGAAGAUCUCUGUGAGCGUUUGAAGAAACGUCAACAACCUUUGUCAAAAUCUAACUCACAACAAAAUGUAACACCUGCUUACUUUACUAAGACUCAGCAACCAGCCUUACCUACAAGUAGUGCUUACCUACCAAAUAAUAACUUGAGCAAAUCUUCAUCCAUUAAUUUUGGUCACCAAUUGUCCAGUCAACAAACUCCACCUAAUACAAAUCAAGCACAUAAAACACGCAUGGCGUAUCCCUCUAUAUUUGCUGCUUUAGGGGCGCCAAGUAAUACUACUCAAGCUCCAAAACUACAAAGAAGUGUAUCUAGUUCUAAUAUGCCACACUCGACGCAACAAUUAUAUCAAAGUAUGCACUCCUAUUUACCACAAUCAACACCAUUAGAUGCACAAGAUAAGAAUGGUUCAACAACAGGUUCAAACUUAUCAUUAAAUAAACAACUGAUGAAUGAUUUUUGGACUGAGAAUAUAGCCUCAUCACAAAAACGACAGACACCAAAACGUACCUUUUGGAAUUACGAGAAAAUUUGUAAUACUCAAUUAGGCGCAGCAGGUGCACCAUUAAAGGUGGACGCACAAACUGCAAAGAAGUUGGCGAUAUUUGAUCCAACUGUCGCAGAGGCAGCGCAGAAAGAAUUAUACAAACCCAACAAAUUGCAGAAAAAUGCUUCUCUAUCACAUUUGGACAUGAAAGUGAGGCAAGCAGUUACCAAGGAAGAUCUCUAUAAGUUGAUUUGCAAUGAAAAUCCACAAACCACUGGACCCACUACUUUUAACUCGCCGAAUGGUUUCGUAAGCAGAGUGCCAGUAAAAAUUAAUAAUCCGCAAAUUUCUGAACCAAUGACAACUAAUUUAAACAAAAGUGUUUCACUUUUUCAUGUACCCUCCGUUGGGGUACCACAGAGUAUUGGCAUGACAAAUAAUUUGAUUCGUUCCAAUAGCAAAACACACAUACCAACCUAUAUGAAGCAUUUACCAUCUCUAACUCGUAGUACUUCAAACACUGCUAUACUCUUGCCAGCACAGGUACAGCAAAAGGAAACAAAUUCUAAUGCAACAACUGUGGCAAAACAAAUUAGUCAACCGAAAAUUGCAGCCGCAACAAUUAAUAGCAAUGCGUCAUCAACAUCUACUGCAGUUAUAGCGAAUCCCUACCGCGGCCUAUUGAAAAGUUCAUCUAGUUCAAGUAUUUUAGGUGUUGGAGCCUCAACUAAAUAUAGUCCCUUUCAAAUGAGUCAGUCACAUUUACAUGCAUCUGACUCAUGCCAGCAUCAAUUAGCAAAUAAGUCAACAGCAACACCUCUCGCACCAGCGAUGACUACUUCUUUAGUGGCUCCCAAUGAAAAACCAACAUCACCCUUAAGUGAUGAGCUAAUGAUGCGACAAAAACAAACUCAACUGCAACAACAGCAACAACAGCAACAGCAGCAGCAUAUGCAACCUAAACUAGCAAAAAUCAAUGAGAAUACAAACUCAAUUAGCGAUAUUGCUCAAGCAACAGAAUCUCCGUCCCUCGAACGUAAGUCCGAGAAAAGCAAUAGCACGAUCAGUACAAAUAGUGUGACAGUAACGAAUUGCUGCGCUACACAUCUACCGCAAUUAUCAAAGUUUACGUCAUCAUUUCAUAUACCUUCAACUGCAGCGGAUAGUAAAGCACAGCAACAACAAUCAAAGCAAACAACAGGUACCACAAGUAGCAAUAACAACAGUAACAGCAAUAGCAACAGCAAUUACAAAAUAACAAAAACGCAAAGUGCUGCCAAUAUAGAAUUGUCGAAACGUCAAAAAGAAACCGACAAUAAAGUAGAAAAAUCUGUAGCUGACAUGCUAAAAAUAAGCAACAAUAAUAAAUCAACGUUAACAAUGACACCAUCAACAACUGCUACCGCUGCUGCUCAGACUGCAGCUGCUGCUGCAAUUGCAACAUCAGCAACAAUAACAGACAAUAAAUUGCUUGUAAAACAAGAAUCCUUGCAAAAUUUAAGCAAACCAAUCAUAAGCAAAACAACUACAGAAACAAAUACAACAGCAUCACAAAUACCUUUACCAAUAGCUAGUAUUGCAACAUCAACAACAACUGCACCAACAGCAGCAACGCAACAAUUUGUUAAGAAAAAUUUUCCUAUUGGAAAAUCCAAUUCAACAUCACAAAUUCAAACUGCUUAUCAAAGACAGUGUAUACUACAGCAACAACAACCGCAACAACAGCAUCACCAAAAUCCAGAACAACAACAUUUACAACAGCAAAAUAUGUUGAGGCAACAGCAGCAGCAACAACAACAACAUGUGCAAAAUUAUCCGCAACAUAAGCGUCCUUUCUUAAAUUGGAAUUCGUUUGCUUGUUCAGCUAUGAGUGGUAGUAUUGAUCCUUUUAUGCAAAAGCAACAACAACAACAACAACAUCAGCAACACAAAUUACAACAAGUACCAACAACAACAACAAAUGUUGCUAAGAAGUUAGUGCAACAACAAUUACCAACACAACCUAAACCUGCUACAGGUCUAGCAGCAUUUUUACAAAAAAGCACUAAUAAAGAAAAUAAAUAUAUUGCACCAACGACAAUUCCCCAACAAAUAUACGCUACUACAACGCAAUUUCAACAACAUCCACAACAACAACAACAAGUGGUGUAUGCUUAUCAACCGCAACAUCAACAACAACAAAUGCAACAGCAACAAAUGCAUCAGCAGCAGCAGCAACAACAACAACGUCGCAAUCCAAUUACCCAUUCAGCUUCAUUCACUACAACACAACGUCCUACAGUGAUGGCAGCUUAUCCACAACAACAAUUGCAUUUAGGACAAGUAACAAAGCAACAACAACAACAACAAGUUGGAGGUACUUAUUACAGUAAUAACCCACAGCAGGGCCCACAGCAGCAACAAAAUGAACGCAAAGUUUUACAAACAUUUGAACCGUAUUUAUAUGCGAAGCCAACUAAUUUAAGUGUUGGGAAUUUGCAGCAAUCUUUUUACCAACAGCAACAGCAACAACAACAACAACAGCUGCAGCAACAGCCAAUUAAUGGUGGCGGUGUUUUAAUGCAACUUCCGCAACAACAAGCGCAGCCCGCAGUACAGCAACAAACGCAACAUGUUGCUGGAUUUUAUGCUUAUGGCUCAAAGCCGAUGUUGCAAACGGCGGCACCUAUUGCAACAAUGACUUUUGAAUCUACCGUCAAUGCAGCAACUGCGCCAACAUUUAGUCCGAUUAUUCUGCAACAACAACAGCAGCAGCAACAACAACAACAUCAGCAGCAACAACAAUUGGAAUGUAAUUCAAUUAAUUUAAAUCAAACACAAAAUCAAAUGUCAAAAUCUGCAAUUGCACAUUUUUCGAGUAUCGAGGUAGAUUCUUUACAAAUAUUCCGUUUGUUUUGUGCAUUGAUUGUUCGAGUUGUUUGUUCGUUCGUUCGUAUGAGUUUUGUCUUUAAUUAA